AUGGCAACUCAGAACCAAGUCAUGAUAUCUGCCUUUUCUGUGGCUUUUUGCUUGCUUAUGUGGCGCGGUGGGGCCCAUUCGUCAUUGGGCCCAAAGUUCUUGGUUGAGGGACAGGUUUAUUGCGAAGUCUGCCGCACCAAUUUCAUCAACAAACUCAGUGAGCCCAUGCCAGGGGCGACCGUGCGGCUGGAGUGCAGAGGGGAGGAUGAGGGAAACAUUACGUACAGCCAAGAAGGGGUGACAGAUGGCGAGGGAAAGUACCACUUAACCGUGGAAGGUGACCACGGGGAAGAAGAGUGUGCUGUGACGCUUUUCAAGAGCAGCAGAGGUGACUGUAGCGAAAUCCCGGAUGAAGGGUGGGCCACAAAGCCCUCUUCCAAAGUCAUCCUCACAAGGAAUAGCGGUUUUCACGAUGAUACUCGAAUUGCCAACCCAAUUGCCUUCACCACCAAAAAAGCGGCCCCAAAAUGUGGCCACCUCAUGAAGGAGCUCCAGAUUAUACCUAAUGAGCUUUGA
This is a messenger RNA of Striga asiatica, 516 nucleotides long. The record is from the annotation of a GenBank genome assembly. Lineage: Eukaryota; Viridiplantae; Streptophyta; Magnoliopsida; Lamiales; Orobanchaceae.